Messenger RNA from Mya arenaria, 3046 nucleotides. RefSeq names its product YTH domain-containing protein 1-like. Gene Ontology annotation, cellular component: nucleoplasm. NCBI's taxonomy places the organism in Eukaryota, Metazoa, Mollusca, Bivalvia, Myida, Myidae. The transcript is spliced from 18 exons. The coding region runs from base 102 to 2195 and encodes 697 amino acids. Gene Ontology annotation, biological process: regulation of alternative mRNA splicing, via spliceosome; mRNA splicing, via spliceosome. The record is from RefSeq and is a predicted model, not a curated record. Gene Ontology annotation, molecular function: N6-methyladenosine-containing RNA reader activity; mRNA binding.
CGGGAUUUAGCGAGAAAAGGAAAAUUUAUGCGAAACGAUGUUGUAACAAAGAACUAUUAUCUUUAAAUUGUUUAACUUUACGGUGUCUUUAGUAUUAAAUAAUGAGCGCAGACUCUUUAGAUCGCACUAAAGGUGAGGGUGUUGAAAAUGUGCUGGACGACAUUCUGGACGGCGACCAUGUGGAUGACGAUUUGAACACUGAAGAAAACAUUGAAACUACACCUUCUAAAACUGUCACAAAAAAGAAAGUUGUGAAGAAAAAGGCAGCAUCCAAGACUGCAAAGCCGAAAGCUAAGACAGCAGCAGCAAGGAGAGCAGCUGCUGCUGCCCAGAAGGCCAAGGAGGAGGUGGAGGAGGAAGAGCCCAUGGUGGAGGAGGCUGAGGAAGUACAGGAGCCCGAACCGGUCAUUACCAGCCCCGCCAAGUCUCCCAUCAAAAAAUCUGCGGUCAAGCGAGUGGCAGCUAAAGCUAAAGAAGUGGGGGGCAAGAAGGUACGGAAGGAGACGAUUAUAACCGAGGUAACAGAAGAGGAGGAAGAGACCGAGGACAAGGUUGCAUCAGACCACGAGCAAGAUGCCUCGUACAACGACAGCGAGGCCAACGACAGCAGCAUGAACCAAACUACAGAGGAGAUCAUCAACCCUGAAGUCCUCGACAACGACGCCCAGAGUGAGAUGAGUGAGCACCAGGAUGUAAUCUCUGGUGGAGGCACAGACAUUGAGUCCGACGGUGAAGGUGAGGAGGAAGGUGGGCGUGGCAGGAAAAGGAAGUCGUCAGACGGGCGGGCCAUCUCCCCAAUAGAGUGGGACCGAAACUCCGAGGAGGAAGAAGAGGAGGAUGAGGAGGAAGAGGAGGAAAAGUCUGGGGACGAGCAAAGUGACAAGGGAAGCAAGACGACAGCAGAGGACGAGGAGAAAGCGCGCAAGAAGAAAUUAAAAUAUUUCUUCAAGAAUGCCCGCUACUACCUUAUCAAGAGCAACAAUCACGAGAACGUUGCCCUGGCCAAGGCCAAGUGUGUGUGGUCAACACCGCCACAAAAUGAGGCCAGACUCAACCAGGCUUACAAGGAGUGUGAUAAUGUAAUCCUGGUAUUCUCAGUUCGGGAAAGUGGCAAAUUCCAAGGUUGUGCCAGACUUGCUGCCAUGUCGACAAAGGAUCACCCUCCAAUCCGCUGGGUCCUUCCACCGGGACUCAGCCCAAAGGCUCUCAGUGGCGUCUUCAAGCUGGAUUGGAUCAGCAGACGUGAGCUGGAUUUUACUAAGACCACACACUUACACAAUCCCUGGAAUGAAAACCGCCCCGUCAAGAUCGGCCGAGAUGGGCAGGAAAUAGAGCCCCGUUGUGGUGAAGCAUUGUGCAAGUUGUUCCCAUCAGAUGAUAACGUGGAUUUGAAUGAUAUAGUGCGUGAAGCAAGGAAAACAAAUGCACGGCGAGGAGAUUUUAAUUUCCGCUCCAAUCGAGGAAGAGAUUCAUUCCGCGGAAGAGGGGAUUUUAGAAGAAGGCGGCCUGAUAUAAGAAGAGAUUUUGGACCUCCGGCUAAAAGAAGCCGACCUGACUUUGGAAACAGAGAUAGAGGAUUUUUCCGUGAUAGACGAUCUGACCGUGGCUCAUCAAGGUACAACCAGGGCGGGGGCGGGGUACGCAGGGAAACAUUCAUCAACGGGCAUGUCAGUGACUAUAGGUCCAAUUCUCCUGCCCCCAUAUCUGUCCCUUAUGUCUCCAAUAAAGACACUUACGGACAAACUUAUAGUCGAUAUAAAGAGUCCUACAACGACUACAUGCGGGAGUUUGUACAUAGAGCACCAGCACCCCCGCCAACCUAUACACCAUAUGGACCCAUGCCUACGGCAUACCCAAUGGACCCUAUGGCGCAGUAUGCGAGCUACAGCACAUCACGUGACUACCAGAUGGCUGCAGCCCCCACAGACUAUGGCCGACCUCAUUCACCUUCAAGGGCACGGGUAGAAAAACACUCUUCAAGUCGAGACACAUUUGAGAAGUACGAAAAGUAUGCCAGUCGAUACAAGCCUUCUGGGGAUUAUGACCGUGAUGUGGAGGAUUUCUUGAGGAGAACAACGGGUCACGCCCCCCGUAACCGCGAUGAACGGGAACGCAGUCGGGAACGGGAACAUCGACAUAGGGAUCGGGACACCGACAGGGAACGACAUCGGGAGAGGCACCGGGAGAGAAGAUGAUGAUGGCAACGACCCUUGUUCUUCGUGUAUUGUCAUUAUCAUGAAUGUGUUAUAGAUAUGUUGGUCGGUCUGUGUAUGUGUUUUAUAAAUACGAUUGGGAAAUGUAUCUCACUAAAGGCAUUUUGUUGGGUCUGCUUUUGUAAAUGGUUUACAUGUGGGAAGUAUUUGUAAAAGGCAGUUUGUGUAAAAAGUAGAAAAGGAAAAACAUAUUAAUAGUAAAUAUGUGAAAAUAUAUUUCCCACUGGAGAAUUCUCUAUGGUUUAUAUUACCAACUGGAGAUUUCUCCAUGGUUUAUAUUGCCAAUUGGAGAUAUAUUCAUGGUUUAUUUAGCCCCCUUGUACAUUAAAGUUAUAUAAUUCAGCAAUUCAUGGUCAGUUUUGCAUCACAUUGCAUGGUCAUGUUAAUGCAUUGUAUAUAUCUGAAACAAUUUGUGCUACAAGUUUGUACAUUAUACAAGAUUAUACUUCUAUCACUUUCACAAUUUGUUAUCAAUUAACUAUUAUUUUUGUUUUCAUAGUAUAAUAUGUUAGUUUAAAGUUCUUUUAUUCAUUUUUUUUAACGUUUUAAGAUAUGUUUUGUUCAUAACAGGGUUUUAUGUUUUCUCUAACAAAAGGGGUUCAAUAUUCUAUGUAAUUUUUGUAUUAUCUGUGAAGAAAUAAAUCCUUAUUGCCAUGUUACAUUAACAUUACCACAUGUCAUAUUUCAUGGUCAUAUUCCACAGUCAUCAACAUUUCAUCAUCAUACUUUAUUCAACAUGCUCUUAGUUCACAUGUAUUGAUGUACAUGAUGUUUUAAUACAGUCUAUUUUCCGUUGUCAUUGUAUGAUGGAAAUAAAAUAUUUUAUAUGAUAA